GCAGUAAUGUGAUUUUGCAGACCCUUCUAAAAACCAAACCACAAACCGGAAAAAGUAGAAGAAGAAAAGGCGUGACUUUAAUCGCGUGAUGUGAUGAAAUAUCAGCUUAUUUGUUUCUGUCGAGGCGGAAAGAGUAAUCUAAGAGUGCCACACUCAGUCUGAAACAUGGACAGUCGGAUCGGUUUCAUCGUAUUGUUCUGCUUGAUCGGUCUCACCUGUGCGGAACCUGUCAAAUUUCUCGACUGUGGUUCUACCUCUGGUAAAGUGAUAGGGGUUGAUAUUAACCCGUGUCCCACUCAGCCAUGCCAGCUCCACAAAGGAGAUGCCUACAGUGUCAAUGUGACAUUCAGCAGUGGUGUGGAAACCAGCAAGAGCACAGCUGUAGUUCACGGCAUUGUUGCUGGCGUCCCUCUUCCUUUCCCCAUUCCUGAGGACGAUGGGUGCAAGUGUGGAAUCCAGUGUCCAAUCCAGAAGGACAACACUUAUCAUUAUCUGAAUACACUAUCAGUGAAGGCCGAGUAUCCUGCAAUAAAGGUGGUAGUGGAGUGGGAACUGAGAGACGCGAGCAGCAGUGACCUCUUCUGCAUCAAAUUCCCCGUUCAGAUUGUUUCUUGAGCCAAAACAAAAGUUCCAGUUUUUCUUUUAAAAAGGGAUUCAAACUUUGAUUAAAAACAUCUGUUUUGCCAAUGAGUCUAGGAUCUGGUUUUAUUGAUCCAGCCAUGUUUUUACAGGGAUGGGUGAUGUCCAGACUCCUGACUGUAUAUCAUAUGAGGGCAGUUUUUUGUUGCUGCCUAAUGAUUGUUUCAUUUUUAAGUAGCGAUUGUGAAAAUGAGGUUAAUGAUUAUCUGAAUGCCUGUAACCCACAUUCCACUACAGUGUAAACGUCUUCCUGGCUGCUGUGUAGUCCGGGGUAAAACCAUUACGCUGUUAUUUUUUUUCUUGACGUUUUUCUAAUGUUUUGUGGAGAUCUUUUAUAGAAUCUGAUCCUGUAAGACAUGAAACUAAACUUCUAAUAAAACAGAUCAAACUUGUAUUCAA
Nothobranchius furzeri (turquoise killifish) is the source of this 1038-nucleotide messenger RNA. Its product is annotated as NPC intracellular cholesterol transporter 2. Lineage: Eukaryota; Metazoa; Chordata; Actinopteri; Cyprinodontiformes; Nothobranchiidae. The record is from RefSeq and is a predicted model, not a curated record. Gene Ontology annotation, molecular function: cholesterol binding. Gene Ontology annotation, biological process: cholesterol efflux; intracellular cholesterol transport.